Molecule: messenger RNA, 693 nt
Organism: Metarhizium brunneum ARSEF 3297
Lineage: Eukaryota; Fungi; Ascomycota; Sordariomycetes; Hypocreales; Clavicipitaceae
Gene: YAE1
Product: Protein YAE1
Source: RefSeq, a predicted model, not a curated record
AUGCAUUUCCAGCCCAUAGAGAACUCCUUCGAGGAUGCCUAUGUUUCCCACCUUGGCGGAGGGCCUAGAGUAGAACUGCACGCAAGCCUCGAUCAGCUCGACGACGUCUUUGGUUCCACGCCAGCUUCACCAGCCGAGCCAGAGGCGCAGAGCAGCUCUCAUCCUUCAGACAUAAGGCGGCUGGAAACUGAACACACAAAUGCCGGAUAUCGAGAAGGCAUCACCGUAGCCAAGGAGGCGAGCAUUCAGGGUGGAUUCGACGAGGGCUUUAGUCUAGGGGCAACUAUUGGAUUGCGGGCCGGGCAGCUACUCGGCAUGGUUGAAGGCAUUGCCGAUGCGGUCAAGGGCCAACCAGGCGAGGCGGCAGAGACGGCAGAAAAGUUGCUAAACGAAGCCAGGGACGAGCUGAGUACUGGCAGAAUUUUUUCGACAGAGUAUUGGGCACCAGAUGGCACCUGGAACUACGACGUGACCGCCCAAGACGGUGAUCAAAUUCUAUUCCCCGACGUGGCUGCUGCGCACCCUUUGAUACAGAAAUGGAGCAGGGUCGUUGACGAACAGACGAACAUGUGGCAUAUUCAAGUGUCUAUUUUGGAUGAUGAUGCCAAUGGGCCGCGUCUGGACACAGCUUCGGUUGAGCCACCACUCAACGUAUCUGCCCCUACACGAUCAAAGCAAUCUCUGGAUUGGUGA